AUGACGGCACGUACACUAGCUAUGCAAACCCAGGCCGGCAGAAGCAAACGUGGAUCUUCUGAGCCGCCUGAUAGGUACAGGAUCCACGAUGUGGUAUAUGCAUUUAUCAAGUUGAUGGAGCGGAAAAUGCCAAACUCUGGCUACGCCAAGAAGUACGGCGACACGAGGAUGCAGAACGGAAGUCUUGUUAUCUGGAUCUGCGGGGUGCAGGUUUGGUUGAGAAGGGUGCUUGGUACGAACGACGCCGGGUGGAAGCCAGAAGGAGAGGUGUUUACGGCAUAUGCUGCCGUUUUGCAAUACUGGGAAUGGAUGUGUGGGUGGGUGUUUUCCUACCUUGAAUCCUGUGUCAGAAAGUGGGACGAGACACGGGCGGCUGGGAUGCAAAAGACAGGUCAAAAUCCCGUACCUUAA
This is a messenger RNA of Sclerotinia sclerotiorum 1980 UF-70, 411 nucleotides long. RefSeq lists its product as hypothetical. The record is from RefSeq and is a predicted model, not a curated record. Lineage: Eukaryota; Fungi; Ascomycota; Leotiomycetes; Helotiales; Sclerotiniaceae. The transcript has 3 exons. Bases 1 to 411 code for a protein of 136 amino acids.